Molecule: messenger RNA, 2136 nt
Organism: Pomacea canaliculata
Lineage: Eukaryota; Metazoa; Mollusca; Gastropoda; Architaenioglossa; Ampullariidae
Product: metalloreductase STEAP4-like
Biological process (GO): copper ion import
Cellular component (GO): plasma membrane; endosome
Molecular function (GO): cupric reductase (NADH) activity; ferric-chelate reductase (NADPH) activity
Source: RefSeq, a predicted model, not a curated record
ACAAAGUGAGGUCACAUGAUGUCUCUAAAACGAUUUCCGUUGAACGCCUUUAUCGCAAGGACCUCACAAUAAACCCACAGACCGUGACCGCUGGCGGCGGUGUGGAGACAGGAUGACGUCAACGGCCGGAACUCCCCCCCUCAGCUCAUCUUGCUGCUCCUCAGAACCAAGGACAGACAUGAAGAGCACCCUGGCAACCAAGUCUACGUCACAGCAGCGCUGCGUGGGAAUUCUGGGAACUGGUGAGUACGCACGCGCGCUGGCCAAGCGGCUGCUGUUGAGCGGAUAUGACGUCAUAAUGGGCAGUCGCUAUCCGGACACGCGGCAGGUGUCGGUGUACGACGAAUGCCUGUGCGGCGUGCAGCUGACUUCACUCGACGACUGCAUCGCGCGCUGCGACCUGCUGCUGGCCGCCCUGCACGUGGAGAACUUCCGGUUGACCCUUGCCCCGCGGGCGGCGCUGCUGGCUGGCAAGGUGGUGGUGGACGUCUCCAACCGCCGCAACAGGUACAGCACGCGCUCCAACGCCCAGCACCUGCAGGACCUGUUGCCGCAGGCGCAGGUAGUGAAGGCCUUCAACUCCGUGUCGUCGUACGCCAUGGAGGACAGCACGCAGAACCACACGCGCGUCUUCGUGGCGGCCGAUGAACGUGAAGCACGCGAGCGCGUGCUGGAGCUGGCGCGCAACCUGGGCUUCGUGCCGUGCGACAUGGGCGGCCUGCGUGCCGCGCGCAACAUGGAGGCCUUCGUCUUCUGCGUCUUCCCGGGCUGGAAGCUGCCGCUCUUCUUGACCUUUGGCCUUUUCAACUUGUGGGCGCUGUACUGCGCCUACAUCUACUUCAUCGAGAAAACCGCCUACAGGUGGGAGCAGGUGUUCUUGAAGGUCUUCAACAAGCCGCUGUGUAUGACCGCCAUCACCAUCUUGGCUGUGACGUACCUGGCGGGGGGCAUGGCAGGUGUGGUGCAGGUGGCGGGAACCAAGUACAGGCCCUUCCCGCACUGGCUGGCCUGCUGGAUGAAGACCCGCCGGCAGCUGGGGCUUAUCUCCCUUUGCCUGGCGAUGACGCACGCCUUCAUCUCCGCCAUGAUGCUCAACGCCACCUACUUCUCCUCGUGGUUCGAGAAGCCCACAGUUACCAUUCCUGCCAACAUCUCGGGGCCGGUGACCAUCACCCUGGCGCCAACAUGGAUGACAUGGAAAGGGGAGGUUGCCUCGCUGCUGGGAGUGACGUCCAUCAUUCUUCUGAUCGUCACAGGGAUCGCGUCACUUCCGUCUGUUGCUGCGUCACUCAACUGGGGCGAGUGGCGCUGCCUGCAGUCUCGCGUGGGACUGGCGGCCCUCACCUUGGCUGUCGCUCAUGUGGUUGCCAUGGGCGCCCCAGGAUGGGUCAAGGCCGGCCCUGUGAUGGCCUUGAGGUCGAUCACCUUCUUGUCGGGGCUCCUCCCGGCGCUGACUCUGCUGCUGCGAGUGACACUGGCCGUACCCCCGCUGUCCACCCGUCUGCGGCGUAUCCGUCAUGGCGAGGAGUUCUCAGCACUGUGCUGUGGACGUGAGGUCAAGAGGGCACGACCCGCCUGCUGCUCGGCGCCCACCAAGGGGACGCUGUUCACCAACUCUCCUGCCUACUCCGCCAUUUCCUCGGAACAGGAUCUCGACAGCGACUGUGGUGCUUGUGUCAAUGGUGCCACCCGCUCGACUUUACCUACCGACAGUGUGACUGUUCGGUUGUGUAGACAACCAGGGUGUGUGAGCCUGAAACCAUUGAAACUGAAGUUUGUAAAAAGUUUACUGACACUGACAGAAUUCUGCUCGUGAGCUAUAGUUGUAAUCUGUGGGUAAAUUGACGAGGGUAAAUCACUAACAAGAAACGUGCUGGUGAGUGUUAGCUAGCAAAGGCUGAGUGUCAGGGUAGCUACUAACAACUGGGUAGGGGGGGGUAGUUGACAAUGACUCUGUGUGUGUGUUGGGGGAGGGGUGGGGCAGGUUUAUCUAGCAAGGACUAGGUGGGGUGAAAGUUAGUUAGCAAAGCCUGCUUGCCUAAGAAUAAUUAUCGUUUGAUUCCAGCAUCUGUUGUGCCAAACAUGCCUCUAGCUGUCAGCUGACUAUUCAUAAAUAAACAUAAAGUCAAAACUGUG